Ilex paraguariensis (yerba mate) is the source of this 1408-nucleotide messenger RNA. NCBI's taxonomy places the organism in Eukaryota, Viridiplantae, Streptophyta, Magnoliopsida, Aquifoliales, Aquifoliaceae. The record is from the annotation of a GenBank genome assembly.
GUAAUUACACUUUUUUUUCAUGUUGAAGACAUUUUUAACUUUAUGUGUGAUGCAUUCUAUCUAGUCUUGAUAAAUGUUUAGGAUGUUUUUUUUGUAGUCAAUUUUUUUGUGUUGUAUCUCCCUCCAUUAGUUUAUCCAUUACGGGGCAUACAUUGUCCCCUCUACGAGCAUUUCUCCCUCCACCUUCCCCCCUUCCCUUCAUCUGUCCCCCCCUCCCUUCCUUUUUUCCUGCCUCUUAGAAAGACCGAUGCAUCCUUCCUUGAGAGCAGGUAUCUUUAUUGGGGUUAUGAGAUUGCCACGUUUUCCUCCAUUUGGUUUAUUCUUCUCUUAGUGGAUGUGUGGAAAUGUUUUAUCUUAUUCUGUUAAACAACUUAUGUGGGAAAGUUAAUUCUUGUUGGUUUUGGGUUUAUUGAUGUCAAAUUCAUGAAGUGUUCAUCUCUGAGGUUUUUGGUUGCUAUAUUUGCAGAUAAGAUCCUCAGAAAAAUUGGUGAAGGUACCUUUGGUCAGGUUUUGGAAUGCUGGGAUAGAGAAGCGAAAGAGAUGGUUGCAAUUAAAAUAGUCCGAAGUAUUAAGAAGUAUCGUGAAGCUGCAAUGAUAGAAAUUGAUGUUCUCCAAUUGCUUGGAAGAUAUGAUCGAUAUGGCAGUCGUUGUGUACAAUUACGGAACUGGUUUGACUAUCGUAAUCAUGUUUGUUUAGUAUUUGAGAAGCUUGGACCAAGCUUAUUCGAUUUUCUUCGGAAAAACAAUUAUCGCUCAUUUCCGGUUGAUCUAGUCCGUGAGAUUGGCAGACAACUGUUGGAAUGUGUAGCAUUCAUGCAUGCAAUGCACCUCAUCCAUACGGAUUUGAAGCCUGAGAACAUACUUUUUGUUUCUCCAGAGUAUGUGAAAAUACCCGACUACAAGGUUACGGCUUGGUCACCAAAAGAUACUUCCUUUUACAAGAGAUUGCCGAAGUCAAGUGCUAUUAAGGUUAUUGAUUUUGGUAGCACAGCAUAUGCCCAUCAAGAACACAAUUACAUUGUCUCUACCAGACAUUACCGCGCACCUGAGGUUAUUCUAGGCAUGUCAAUGCAUUCCUAUGUUUUCCUUUCAUUUACUUUGUGGUGUUUUUCCUUUGCAUUUGUCAUUGUCAUCGAUGUACAUUUAUUAGCCUAUGGAUAUGAAUGUCUCUGUUGUUCCAGGACUUGGAUGGAGUUAUCCGUGUGACAUAUGGAGUGUUGGGUGUAUCUUGGUGGAACUAUGCUCGGUAUCUCGAAAGUCUGAGUAGUAUAUCGGCCUGUUGGUUUACUGGCCUUGCAGUAAGAUAAUUUCUAAGGAAAAAAAAUCUAAUGUAAAAAUGAUGUUUUCAGGGUGAAGCUUUAUUUCAGACACAUGAGAAUCUGGAGCACCUUGCCAUGAUGGAGAGGGU